GAGUGGUGCGAUCGCACCUGUCAAAGGUGUUCAGUCAAGAUAUCAUAUAGGUCCUCCCCAACCCAUAGCUCCAGAGGGUCGUCCUGUCCAGCAGCCCGGCGGCCCCAGCCGUUCUGAGCAUGACACAAUGGAGGACGAGCCCGAUAUUUUCGAAAAUAUGCCCCCAAAGGCCCCAACAGCCUGGUCCCAUCACAUGGAAAGAGGGCGCAAAUAGCAACAAACGUGCUGCCUACACAGGCCUCUCAGCUCCAUCCAAGGCUCGAAAGCUUUGCUCAGAAAGGAGGGCCCUCAAAGUCCACAAUUCGCCUGGCAUCAUGCAUUACCUGCAACCGAAAUGCGAUAGCAUCUCAUCAGAAUAUGAUACCGCACAAGCGACUGCCUCCACAGCUCUCGAACCCCUGGACGACGGUGACGAUAGCGCCCCCAACGAGCCACUUUUCACCCCGGAAAAGCUAGAGGCGGCCAUCGAAACACUCAAGGCCAUCACCAAGGUGAGAAUUACAAGCGAAAAGGACAAGAACAUCUCACUUUACAACUACCAGCGGUACACGUGCAUCCUCAAGUAUUUUCAGUUCAAGCUUCAAGGAAACGUCGACAGCGAUGCUGUGUUUUGCCAGAAUUUGGCAAAGGACAUCUUGGGGAGAAAGUCGCUCAAGUACUACAGUGCCCAGAUAAGAAAAUGGGCUGCAGCAUUCCUCACAGAAGGCGAGCUUCCCCCGGUUCGAACAGGGAAGCAUAGCAAAGUCAAGUCGCUCCUCGACGAGGAGGACAUACGUGAACAGUGCCUCCAGUACCUCAGAGGUGAUCCCAAACGCAACCCAAAGAGGCUUGCCAAGCACCUCAAUAAAGUCAUCCUGCCCAAGCUUCAGAGAAGCUCACCUUCGCAAACGAGCGAUCAAUCCGAUGAUCAAUCCAACGACGAAUCAAUCACUGUAUCUGAAACUACUGCAAGGACCUGGAUGGCGAGCUUAGGAUUCAGAUACAAGAAGGAUAGCAAGGGGAUAUAUAUGGACGGACACGAACGCCCUGAUGUGAGAAGAUAUAGAAAGAAGUACUUGAAGAAAAUGUUGAUGUACCGAAAGAGGAUGGUUCACUAUUCAGGCGAAACAAUGGAAAUUGAGAAUGGACCCUUUUGUACCAAAGGGAAACGAAUGGUCCUGGUGACGCACGACGAGUCCACAUUUUAUGCCAAUGAAGACACCGGUUUCUCUUUGUAUGGGCGGACGAUGCCCUCAGAGCUGAAAAAAUGCGCCUCAACUCUGGCGGAAAGCAACCCAAGCUACGUACCACGUAUUUUGGCCCCUCGAAAAUAAGACAAGAAAUGCAAUUUACGAGUGAAGAUGAGCUGAACUACAGAGGAGAUCAACGGA
This is a messenger RNA of Polychytrium aggregatum, 1370 nucleotides long. RefSeq lists its product as uncharacterized. Lineage: Eukaryota; Fungi; Chytridiomycota; Chytridiomycetes; Polychytriales. The transcript is spliced from 3 exons. The record is from RefSeq and is a predicted model, not a curated record. The coding region runs from base 120 to 1313 and encodes 397 amino acids.